Messenger RNA from Caenorhabditis remanei, 903 nucleotides. RefSeq lists its product as uncharacterized. The record is from RefSeq and is a predicted model, not a curated record. The transcript is spliced from 3 exons. NCBI's taxonomy places the organism in Eukaryota, Metazoa, Nematoda, Chromadorea, Rhabditida, Rhabditidae. The coding region runs from base 1 to 903 and encodes 300 amino acids.
AUGACGUCUCCGCUCACCUACCCUUCCUUGAAAUGUAUUCUAGAGAACUUAGAGGCUACUCGACGACUCCACAUAACCGCCCGUACCCCGUCACUACAAAAAAUCAAUAAUCAAAUCCCGCUUCGCUUUGACAGUAUCUCCAUUAAUAGUGAUUCGCUGAAAAUCAAUGAAUUAUCGAUUGAAUUCAGAUGGAGUUAUAUGUAUUUCAGUCAAAUGGAAUAUUUGAUGAAACGAAAUAUCUCUGGUAGUCCUGACGAGAAGAUGGAGAAAUUGCUCAACAAAUAUUUCUGUGGAAGAUCAAAUCUCCAUGUGGACACCUUGGAUUUGGGGCCUGGGACUGUACCGGCAAUGAAUAUAAAGCUGAGAGUCAACUCAUUAAAGCCAAGUGUAGAUCACUAUUUCGAACCUGCGCUUUUCCUGCUCCAUCCAGAUAGUUUUCCCCUCAAGACCCUCAAAACUACAGUAAUCGGUCCCGAGACUUAUGAGCAUCCGGUGGUGAAGUCUGCAGAGACUCUUAUUCUAUCGAUCGGUCCGGACGAGCCGCCUAUUCCACUGGAGACCAUCAAAAAGCUAACCAACACGACAGUAGUGUUCCACUACCUACAGUACCCCAUGACAAAGUUCGAUGUGAUUGGGUUGACCAAAUAUUUGAGAGCAAAUCCCAGUGAGCACUCAACAAUCUAUAAUAUCACAUCUGAACAUUUUCUUUGUGUCCACAACUUGUUAUUUCAACUUGGCAUCGCAUUCAAUGAGUUUGGCAGCGAGUUGACGGGAGUUCAGGGAAGAUUCAUCCCCACCACUUUUCGCCUUCUCAUUCCAACUGACGAAGCGAAAACUCAGAUUCAAGUCUAUGGAAUCGUGGAAACUGAUCAGUGGAGACUUGUAAUCAAAGUCGUUAAAUAA